UGGCGAUAUGCACCUGAACAUGCUGGUUGCGACCCGCCAAUAAACCGGGAAAGAGAGAGAAAGAUUACAGAAAAAGAGUGUAAACAAGAAGCGAUAAUACUGUUUAUUUGUGGAUGAGACCGUUUCAGAUAGUCGGACUGAGUGUAUUACAGUAAUUGUUUACGUAGAGAACGUUUUUACCUAUUUUCUGAAUUCAAAUAUUGUGGAGCAACCAUGCAUGAUCGCUGAUGGUUUAUAAGAGAGACGCUGCCCUUUUCAUUAAAAGUUGUUGCAUCUAUUUUUGGCUGCUUCGUUAUGGCCACGCUGACGAGGCAGGACCUUAAUUUUGGCCAAGUUGUUGCGGACAUUCUGUGUGAGUUUUUGGAAGUGGCCAUUCAUCUCAUCCUGUAUGUCAGAGAGAUUUAUCCAUCUGGUAUUUUUCAGAAAAGAAAGAAGUACAACGUACCUGUGCAGAUGUCAUGCCAUCCAGAUUUAAAUCAGUACAUUCAAGACACGCUCCAUUGUGUCAAACCACUGAUUGAGAAGAAUGAGGCUGAGAAGGUUGUAGUGGUGAUCAUGGACAAAGAGCACCAUCCAGUGGAGAGAUUUGUGUUUGAGAUCUCACAGCCUCCACUGCUGUCCAUCAGCUCAGAGACUCUGCUGUCUCAUGUGGAGCAGCUGCUGAGAGCUAUGAUCCUAAAAAUUAGUGUAUGUGACGCUGUUUUGGACAGCAAUCCUCCAGGAUGCACAUUCACAGUGCUGGUACACACCAGGGAAGCUGCCACAAGAAACAUGGAGAAAGUUCAGGUCAUCAAGGAUUUUCCAUGGAUUGUAGCAGAUGAGCAGGAAGUUCACAUGGAAGAGGCAAAACUCAUUCCCUUAAAAACGAUGACUUCUGAUAUUCUCAAGAUGCAGCUCUAUGUAGAAGAAAGAACACAGAAAACCUGAUGCUCUGUAAACGCAUGAAAGCUGGUGUUUACCACAGGAAUUACUUUUUUUUUUUUUUUUUUAAGUUAACGGACUUGUUUAUAAAUUACGUUUUGGUAACAUAACAGUAUAUUGAGCUGGAUUGUGCAUUUUAAGUAAGUAGAACUAAUGUUUGUCAGUAUAUCUGAAUCUUUUGUCCGUUUCAUUUUUGUCACCUUUUUGCUCAUGUUCAUUGUGCUGAAAUUGUCCUGUUUUAUUUUUAAUACAAUUUUGUGAUCUUUCCCUG
Molecule: messenger RNA, 1192 nt
Organism: Labeo rohita (rohu)
Lineage: Eukaryota; Metazoa; Chordata; Actinopteri; Cypriniformes; Cyprinidae
Gene: mad2l2
Product: mitotic arrest deficient 2 like 2
Exons: 8
Coding region: 295-927 (210 amino acids)
Cellular component (GO): zeta DNA polymerase complex
Source: RefSeq, a predicted model, not a curated record